This is a messenger RNA of Brassica rapa (field mustard), 1221 nucleotides long. Its product is annotated as thioredoxin-related transmembrane protein 2 homolog. Lineage: Eukaryota; Viridiplantae; Streptophyta; Magnoliopsida; Brassicales; Brassicaceae. The record is from RefSeq and is a predicted model, not a curated record.
ACUCGAGAGCUAAAUCUGCAGCUCCUCAACGCGAAGAUUCACCGGAGCUAGUGAGCGAAGAUGGAGAAGAAGCGUGAAGGAGUAAUCGACGGAACGAGUCGGAUCGUAUCAGAUCCUUACUACUUCCUCCAUCUCAUGACCUUCUUCUCUUACCUUCCGAUUCGCAGCUCCGCAUCACAGUACACUUCUCAUCGACUCUUCGACAGAGAACUCCAAGCAUUUCUAGCGUUCCUCAUGUUCUCCGCUAUCAAGAUGGUUAGGAAGGAAACAUGGGAGGCCUUCGUCGCGGAUAGCUUACUAUACGCCAAGAUCUUUCUCAUAGCUGUUACGUUAAUUAUGGAUUAUCGAGUGGCGAUCUGGUUUACUGUCAUCUUUUCAGUCAUAUAUCUUUUAGCUCAACAACCAGCUUUUAGCAGAUUAGGAAUUGCGAAGAAGCUAACACCUAUGCAGUUGGAGGAUUUAUUAUCAGAUGGGACCACAACUAAAUACUGGUUGAUAGAAUUCUAUGCGUGUAGUUCAUCCAAGUGUGUUCGUUCAAGCCGCUGCUUUCCCGAGCUCUCCAUCACGUACUCCAAUAAUCUUUUGUCUUUUGGGACCAUUGAUCUUGAACUUUUCCCUAAUACUGCAGCAAAGUUUGGAAUAUCUCUCGCCGGUGGAAUGUCUCAGCUUCCUACGUACAUAUUGUUUGAAAAGGGUGUAGAAGUUUCUCGGUUCCCAGACUUUUAUGUUGACGCUACACCGUCUUUACCCAUAACCAAGAAACUUCUGUGUCAAUAUUUUGAGCUUGAUCGGCUUCUGCUUGACUACAUCAACGGAUCAUAGCCAGGGAAAUAUUAAUAUUCGAUGAUAUGUGGAUGAGUUUUCUUGGGAGAACAGUCUGAACACAUCAACGCACAAUCGGGCUUAUAACAGGCAAACAUUUCCUUCUUGCACUUUCAUUUUUUCGAUCUUAUUAUAGUAGGCAUUUUAGUGAGUCUCGCCUGAGGAAACCACAGAUACUACUUUUGUGUUAUAGAGAGAUGAGAAGAUUAUGUUAAAAGUGUUAUGGGGCUCUAAUUCCGAAGAAGAAUUCUUGAUGUUGAUGGUGAUGAAAUCUCAGUAAUUCUUGACUUUGUCGUGGCUUUCGUUGUCAUGACUUUUAGUGGCAAGGCUUGUUGCGGGAGUCAUCCGUCUCUCUUUUCUGUUGUUUUCAUGUGCUUAAGUACAACCAAUUAUGCUUCC